Messenger RNA from Linum trigynum, 3338 nucleotides. The record is from the annotation of a GenBank genome assembly. NCBI's taxonomy places the organism in Eukaryota, Viridiplantae, Streptophyta, Magnoliopsida, Malpighiales, Linaceae.
AGCUCAAAAGGAGUGGGGAAAGGAGGCCAUGGCAACGUACCCGCAAUCAACCAACUCACCACGAGGAAGACGACGGCUAGCAGCAGCUAAACAUUCCGGACAAAACUUUCCCAACGCCUCCACAUGAGAUACUUACAGAAGAUCAAACUUGUGAGCAAUCAACAGAGCAGAAGAAGUAGUAGAAGCAAUAAUCAAGCUCGUAGUAGUAGUAGUACUGCUUCUCACAAGAUCCCCGGUGCUCCCCCGCCGCCUCCGUCGCCGCCUUGGCUCGCCUCCCAGCUUCGAUCGAAGUAUUCCCAAUCUCACGGCGGAGAAGAAGAAGGCUUCAGAGACCCCCGCGGCCGCGCUCAUUGGGUUCCCGAGACCACGUUGAGCACUUCCAAAUUCAAUCAGUCAGGGAUGGUGUCGACGACGGCGGUGGUUUUGAUGAUUGGUCUUAUGGGAAUGGUUUAUCAGGCCACUCAGCUUACUCCGCCGCUGCAGAGUGAUCCUAAUGCAGAGGAGCACGCUGACGAAUCCACGAGAAUCAGGCUUAGCGAUGGGAGGUACCUGGCUUAUAGGGAGAAAGGGGUUCCAAGAAACAAAGCCAAGUACAAGAUUAUUCUUGUUCAUGGCUUUGGAAGCUCCAAAGAGAUGAACUUUCUGGCACCUGAAGAAUUGAUAGAGGAGUUGGGGAUCUGUUUCUUGCAAUUUGAUCGAGCUGGAUAUGGAGAGAGUGACCCUAACCCGAAGAGAUCAGUAAAGAGUGAGGCUUUGGACAUCGAAGAACUUGCGGACCAACUUGAGCUCGGAUCCAAGUUUUAUGUCAUUGGGGUAUCUAUGGGAUCAUAUCCAAUUUGGAGCUGCCUCAAAUACAUACCGAACAGACUAGCAGGUGCAGCACUAAUUGUCCCAAUUGUCAAUUACAAUUGGCGUUCCCUUCCUCAAAGUCUCAUAAGAGAUGACUACCGUAGGAGGCUUGUACAGUUGACGUACUUCUUUUCAAGCUAUGCGCCUGGAUUACUGCAUUGGUGGGUUUCUCAGCAAUGGCUUCCUUCGAAUUCUGUACUGGAGAGGAACCCGGUAUUCUUCAACCCUCAUGACAUUGAGAUCUUGAAGAAGAUACCAGGGUUCCCAAUGCUAAGCAAGGCUAAAUUGGUAGAACGAGAAGUUUUCGACACUCUGCGCCAUGAUUUCCUGGUGGGUUUUGGAGACUGGGAAUUCGAUCCAACAGACCUAGAGAACCCAUUUCCUUCAAACACAAGCAAUGUUCAUAUCUGGCAAGGUCUUGAAGACAGGGUUGUCCCGUUUCAACUCCAGAGAUUCAUUUCGGGGAAGUUACCAUGGAUUCGAUACCACGAGGUUCCUGAAGGUGGGCAUCUAAUUGUGCACUACAACGGGCUUGGAGAGGCUGUAUUGAAGUCACUUUUACUUGGGGAAGAACCUCUUACUCUAAACCAUGUACAACCAUAGCCGAACCGUAAGGAAAACUUAUCAAAUUGAUAUAGUUGCAUCAUGAUUUGUGUUGUUUGUCUGCUCUUACAAUUAGAUUUGAGCUCCUUUAGGGGAUUGUGUAAACAUUUGUAUUUUGAAAGGUGGAAGUGAAUAUAAAUUCUUUCAUUUACAAGACUCAUAAAUGUUCCUUGUCUCGCAAUUAUGGGAAGUGGGGCAAGAGCCAUAAAGAACAUGUGGGUAUCUGCUGGCCUUCUGCAGCUGCUUCUCAAGCAGGUACAAGCCAGGAUAGCCAGGGUUUUUUGAAGUGUCUCAAUUUGAUCAAAACAGUAAAACAGUAAAAGUCAGUUUACCCCUUGUUUUUACUCUCCUUCUUCUGAGAUUCUCCAAGCUGUAUAAUGAUUGGCAAUUUUGCUAUUUGAUUGAAAAGCAAUGUAUGAUGAUCCCAGUUACUGGGAUUAAUUUACUAUUUCUUGGUGUUUCAGAAUGAUGCAUUGGUCCAUAUAGAACCAUGGACAGGCUCAGGUGGACAUGAAGGAAUGAUUCGUCAGAAGCAUGUCCCCUAUUCAUUCAACAUUAUAAGUUCUGCAGACAAUCUCCUAUGGCAGUGAGAAGACUUCAUCAAACAGGGCAAGCAAGGUGAGAACUUGGGGCUUGGCUGUAUCCUGUUAUGUUGCUGCACAUAACAUAAGUCCAAAAGUUGUGAAAUCCUACUAGGAUUAUACCAGAAAAGUCUGUGAUAGAGUAUUUGGUACUAAAAUUGUGCUUUAAUCGUGAUUCAAUCGUUUCCUACCGCUAAAACCAACUACCAGUUUGAAUCCGAUAUUUGGUAUUUCCGGUCCGAUCGGGUUCAGUAGGAUUUUCUAAAACAGAAAGUACAUAGUGUUUGUGGAUAGUGCACGCAUGCACCUACCCUGAAUCAUGAUGUAAAAGAAAAGCUCCAAACUUGACCCUAAAUUUCAGCACAACAAGACAAGAACCCUAAAACAAACAAUGUAAAAGAAGAAGAGAAGAAACAACCAAAACACUUUCUGAUGACACAAAGCAACAAAAGAUUAAAGAGCAUGCCAUCAUCAUCUGUGCGACUGUGCCCUUACCCAUGCAGAAAGCAACAAAACGCUCCCAAAACAAAAACAAAAAAAAAAAACAAAAAAUCCUACCCUUAACUCAUAAGGUGAAAAUAAAACACCAUAUCGAGAAUCCGAAUUCAAUCCAUAUGUUUGGUCCGGCUUUUAGAAAUGCUUUUCGGGUUCAAAAGUUGAAGCAGGGCCAAACACCUGUAAAAGUCUGGCUUUUGAAAAGCCGAAAAGCGCUUUUGUAUAACAUAAAAGCAGAAGCUCCGAUUUGGAGCUUCUGCGAAAAGCUGUUUUGAAACUACAAGAUUAUCCUUACCAUAUUUUAAUUUUAUUUCAGAAAAUAUAAUUUUCCUUCAUUUAUAUCAUUUUAAAAAUAAAAUAAAUUAUAAAAUCAUAUUAUUUAAUAUGAAAGAAAUCUAACAAGAUGACUACUUUUUAUUGUUUAGAAUUUUUAUUCAUAUUUUAUAUUAUAAGUCCUUUAUAGUCAUUUUACACAACCUCUUAUAUUAAAAAGCACUUCUAAUAGUUUUACCGCCAAACACUCAACUGUUUUUUUUUAAAAAGUACUUAUCUAAAAGCUCCAGCCAGAAGCUGCUUCUGCAAAAUCUACCGCAGGGCCAAACUAAGCUAAUAUCGAAUAAGAUUUUCUUGAAUUUUUUCUAAAAAAAAAAAAAAAGAUUUUCUUGAAUUUGAAACUUGACAAUCCAAUGAACUAGUUUCUGAAAUCAAGUCGAGGUAGCAUAUUCUCUACGAGAUGAAUUCAACCAUGAUAUUUCGAAGAUCAUAUCGAAACCGAACCGGUUUAAACGAUAAUAAAAGUCUGCCAAUGAC